This is a messenger RNA of Anopheles coustani, 1195 nucleotides long. Its product is annotated as probable alpha-aspartyl dipeptidase. Lineage: Eukaryota; Metazoa; Arthropoda; Insecta; Diptera; Culicidae. The transcript has 3 exons. The record is from RefSeq and is a predicted model, not a curated record. Gene Ontology annotation, molecular function: serine-type peptidase activity. Bases 438 to 1163 code for a protein of 241 amino acids. Gene Ontology annotation, biological process: proteolysis.
AGAAUGCGGUAAACCUGAGGUGAAUGCACCAAACAGUGUGAUAAGGCAAGAAGGGCCACAAAACCACAACAAACCUAACUAUGGGUUUGAUAAUCACAUAACAACGAAUGGAAACCUCAUGCUGUGCAUAUCUCACUGCAUUGAUGACCACUUGCUUGUCACUUCAAUAACAAAAGAAUACGAUUAGAUUACGAGCUGUUCAGAGUGCUUUGUCGCAUCUCGAAGUAAAGUCGAUUCAGUCGUGCGGAGUGUAUGCUAUUUACAAUAGUGAUAAAUAGAGUGCUUGGCGAGUAAACCAAAUUUUAAUCCGUCGUUAGCAGCAACGGGAAUCUGCCGGGUGGCCAGUCGUCUUCAAUCGAUCCCCGAGUAACAAACUCUGGCCUGCUGUAUCUGCAGGUAUAUAGUGGUCGUUUGUAGGAGUUUCAGUUUCUAAAAAGAUGGCCAAACGACAGAUUUUUCUGAUGUCCUCCUCCGCUGUGCACGGGUACGAGUAUCUGCAGCAUGCCAAAAAUGAUAUAACCGCCUUUUUCCAACGCAACAACGUCAGCCGUGUCUUGUUUAUACCAUACGCCCUGACGGAUUACAACGGCUACACGGAUAAGGUCGGUGGUGUACUGCAACGGUGGGGCUUCCGCUGCGAUGGCAUACACUCGUUCCCGGAUCCGGUUGCGGCCGUACGUGACGCCCAAGCCAUCUACAUUGGCGGUGGCAAUACGUUCCUGUUGCUGAAAACACUGUACGAGAAUCAACUGGUCGAUCCCAUUCGCGAGCGCGUCCUGAAGAAUGCCAUACCGUACGUGGGCAGCUCGGCCGGUACGAACGUGGCAACCAGGAGCAUUCAAACGACCAACGAUAUGCCCAUCGUGUACCCACCGAGUUUCGAUGCCCUUAAUUUGGUGCCGUUCAAUAUUAAUCCACACUACCAGGAUCCGCCGGUGGACGGAACGCACAAGGGCGAGACUCGCGAAGAGCGCAUCAACCAAUUCCACCAGCUCAACAGUGCCCCGGUACUGGGACUGCGUGAGGGUACCACGCUGGUGGUUGAUGGCGAAAAGGCCCAUCUGGUGGGAAUGUUUAAAUCACGAUUAUUCCAACAAAACGAAGAACCGGCCGAGUAUGAGGCGGGAAGUGAUGUAAGCUUUUUGUUGAAAUCUAAGGAAUAAUAAAUCAAAUGGUAUAAAAUCCGAAAAUUGGA